Messenger RNA from Morchella sextelata, 456 nucleotides. RefSeq lists its product as uncharacterized. NCBI's taxonomy places the organism in Eukaryota, Fungi, Ascomycota, Pezizomycetes, Pezizales, Morchellaceae. The transcript has 4 exons. The record is from RefSeq and is a predicted model, not a curated record. The coding region runs from base 1 to 456 and encodes 151 amino acids.
AUGGCGCGCACAUCACAACGCUACCAAAUCGAGAUUCCCAAGCGAGAAGAGGGAAACCUCUUCUUAACUCCCCCCCACCGCGAGAGCUCCAAUUCCCCAAAGAGGGCACUCGUAGCCGGUGCAGCAAGAAGUUUUGCUUUUCUUUUCCGUGCAAGCAAAAAAAGACGAUGGAUGGGACUUGUGAUGGAGAUCGACAUGAAGCUCGAUGGGGUUUUCUUCCAUCCAUCAAUGGGGGUGCUUCACUUUAGGCUUCUCGCUUAUGGCGUCUGUCUGUCUCGGAUCUACGCUCAAAGCAAAACAACCAAAAAAAACCUUAACCCCAACCAACCAGGUCCCUCUCCCUUCUCCCUCGAAGCGAACGAAAGAAACCGGUCGGUGCUCGGCACAACAAUCGGAGCCCGUGAAUGGGGGGGGGUGGGAAGUGGAAAGGAAGGGCCGGCCGCAAAGUAUGAAUAA